This is a messenger RNA of Episyrphus balteatus (marmalade hoverfly), 2314 nucleotides long. RefSeq names its product U3 small nucleolar RNA-associated protein 4 homolog (gene l(3)72Dn). Lineage: Eukaryota; Metazoa; Arthropoda; Insecta; Diptera; Syrphidae. Gene Ontology annotation, biological process: maturation of SSU-rRNA from tricistronic rRNA transcript (SSU-rRNA, 5.8S rRNA, LSU-rRNA). The transcript has 3 exons. The coding region runs from base 132 to 2246 and encodes 704 amino acids. Gene Ontology annotation, cellular component: small-subunit processome; t-UTP complex; 90S preribosome. The record is from RefSeq and is a predicted model, not a curated record. Gene Ontology annotation, molecular function: protein binding; RNA binding.
UAUCCGGCACGUAUGUCACCACGUGCAGUCGUCAAUAAUUUUUUUGAGUUGUAUUUCUUGUUUAUAAAUUUUAAAACUCUAUUCUUUAAACAUUUUUUCUUAAAUUAAGUCCAUUUAUAAAAAUAAUAAAUAUGAAAGAAACAAAUCAUGAAGAAGACGGAAUCACUCAAAUUCACAAUGCCAGUUUCUAUAAUCUAACACCACGUUUUAUAACGUGUAUGGCUUGUAAUAAAAUCAACAAAAAACUUGCUGUUUCAAGAAACGAUGGAACAAUUGAUAUAUGGGAUAUGCAAUAUGCAUCAUUUCAUGAAAAAACUAUUGUCACAGGAGAAUCUUCGAUCGAGGGAAUGGCUUGGGCUGGCAAUCGACUCUUUACCGUCGGUUUAACUGGCCAUCUUUUGGAAUGGGAUUUAACAACACUGACAAAGCAUCAAUCACAAACUGCCACUGGCAAUUCUAUUUGGUGUCUUGAUGUCAACACCGAAGGCACUUUAGUUGCCCUCGGUACCGAGGAAGGUUACAUAAACAUAUUCGACAUUAGCGACGAACAAAUGGCUUAUAGUAAGCUAUUCGAUAAGCAACAAGGUCGUAUUCUCUGUUGCAAGUUCGAUUCCACGGCUGAACAUCUUGUAACAGGUGGAAUUGAUGCUAUUCGCAUUUGGGAUGUAAAAACUGGACAUGCCAUUCACAGAAUGUCCUAUGCUCGACAAAAGAGGGCACAAGAAGUCAUUGUGUGGUCGCUGCAGGUUCUUAAAGAUAUGACAAUCAUAACAGGGGAUUCCCGGGGUAUUGUCACAGUUUGGGAUGGCAAAAAUGCAGCUCAUCUUGAAGAACAUCAUGUUCUUAAAGCAGAUGUCCUUGCAGUGGCUGUUAACGAAGAAGAAAACAAGUUUAUUUGUUCUGGAAUCGAUCCGAAAAUUCGAAUCUAUGCUUUGACUGAAAUCAAAAAAGAGGACAUUACUAUGCAAAAUUGGAUUAAGUAUCGUCAAAAGCAAGUCCAUGAUCAUGAUGUAAAGGCUUUGAUUUGUAUGGGAGAUAAAAUAUUUUCCGGGGGCAUGGACGGUUAUUUGGGUAUUUCGUCAGUUGAUCGAACAACCAGUUCGGGUAUAGCGAAACAUGGGCCAUUUUUACAAGGUCCUGCUGUUUGUGUUUCUUCUGAGAAGAGACUACUCUUAUUGCGAUAUCCAAAUACUGUGGAAAUUUGGAAAUUAGGGAAAUCCACGGGCAUAGAGCAGAUAGAAGAUGAGGAGGAGGAAAUUAAAGAGGAAGUUAAAGAGGACGAUUAUCCUCCAGUUGAAGAAAAAGUCUUUCUGAAAUAUGAAAAAGGUCCACAGAAACUCCUCGAGAUGAGAAGUAAACAUGGCAAUCAAAUUACAUGCAGUUCACUCUCGCCAGAUGGAAACUGGUUGGUUUACUCGACCAUGACUGAAAUUCGAAUGUUUGCAUUCAUGGCUGGUGAAGAGAAUAAGAUGUCACAAGUUGUCCGUAUUAAGUGUCUGCCACAAGAGUUUACUGCGUGUAAAAAUAUUCUCUUCUCAGAUGACUCGAAAACUUUGUUCCUAGGGAAGAUAGAUAAUACAGUGGAGGUGUUUAGUAUACUUUCUAAUGGCGAGAUAGAUCAUUCUCAGACAAUUAAGACAUCUAAAUACAUUAAAGACACUAUUCACUUGGUAGCCGUGUCAAAUUGUGGGAAUUAUUUUGUGACAGCUGGAACCUGUCGAACCAUAGCUGUGUGGAUUAAAAAGGAUAAACACUUCAAACACCAUUUGAAUUUACCACGUUAUACUGCUCCCACAACAGCGAUAUCCAUUCAUCGGGAUUCACCUCGUCUUGUGGCUUCGUUUUCCGAUUCGAAAAUAUUUGAAUAUGACCUCGAAGAAAUGUGCUUUACAUGCACAGAAAAAGAUUGUUAUGUUAAGGAUUCGGAAACACAUUGUGUGAAUAGUAUUGUAUUGGAUCAUCGAAAUCCAAAUAUGUUUAUUCUACACAAUGAUACGAGUUUAUUUGUACUGGAGAAAUGUUUACCCGAUGCUGUUGGUGGGGGUGAUGACGGAGUUAAGAAGAAAAAGAAAUUAAUAGAAAGUAAAGUUGCCGGAUUGAAAUUGAAAUUUCAAAAAAAAUAUCAGCAUUUUAUUCACCUAGCAUGGUUAAGUAUAGACGAACUUGUAGCUGUUGGUGUGAAUCCAAUUUCAUUGAUUGAACAACUGCCAGGUGCUUUCGUACAAAAGAAAUUCGGAGCUGACUAAGAUUGACUUUUUAGUUUUAAUUAAAAUAAAUUUAAAAAUGAAAAAUAUACCUUAUUUUUACAAAAAGA